CCCAGGGAAAUUAAAUUCACACUUCUUGGCCUGGUUUUCAGUUGCUUCAAGCCACCGGACCUCAUUGAGGUUCAAAGUGGGACGCCCCCCCCCCCCAUUCCUACUAUUGGAGAGCUGUGUGAACCCUUGUACCAAAAUCAGGAGGCCGUUUUAUUAAAAAAAAAAAAAAGAUUCCCAUAAUUUUUUUAAAAAAAAUAUAAGCUUCUAGAUGGCAAUGAGGUCUCCCACGGGGCUUUAAAGGGUUAAGGCUAAAGCUACGUGGGCGGACCUUCAGACGAUGGUGGGCGGGGCCGCUCGGCGUCCCACCCACUCGAGGGCAGGGCUGAGCGUCUCCGCCUCCUUUCCCCCCCUCCCUCCCCUGCUAUUAAAACAUGCAAAACGUAUGCGCAUAAAUUUGCAUGUCUAAAGAGGCCGGCCGCGCAGCGAGCGGGGUCGAUGCGUCCAAAAUGGCGGAGCGGGCCGGGCGAAGCGGAGGUGGCCGGCUGGACAAGAGCAUCACCUUGCCGCCGGACGAGAUCUUCCGCAACCUGGAGAACGCCAAGCGCUUCGCCAUCGACAUCGGGGGAUCGCUGGCCAAGUUGGCUUACUACUCCACCGUCCAACAUAAAGUGGCCAGGGUACAGUCCUUCGAUCAGUCGUGCAAGGAUGUCGAACACGAGUCUCCCUACGAGAUCACCGUCCAGGAGGAGAUCACGGCCCGUCUCCAUUUCAUUAAAUUCGAGAACACCUACAUCGAAGCCUGCUUGGAUUUCAUCAAAGACCACCUCGUCAACACCGAAACGAAAGUCAUCAAAGCCACGGGGGGUGGUGCGUACAAAUUCAAAGAACUUAUUGAGGAGAAGCUGGGAUUAAAAUUAGAUAAAGAAGACGUGAUGACUUGCCUGAUUAAGGGGUGCAAUUUUGUCCUCAAGAACAUCCCCCACGAGGCCUUCGUCUACCUGAAGGAUGCCGACCCCGAGUUCAGGUUUCAGAUGAACCAUCCCCACAUUUUCCCUUACUUGCUGGUCAACAUUGGCUCCGGAGUUUCGAUCGUCAAGGUGGAAACGGAAGAUAAAUUUGAAUGGAUUGGCGGAAGUUCCAUCGGAGGCGGGACUUUCUGGGGCCUCGGAGCAUUGCUUACCAAACCAAGAAGUUGUGAUGAAUUGAUGCAGCUCGCCUCGAAGGGCCAACCACACCACGUCGACAUGCUGGUGAAGGACAUCUAUGGCGGGGCGUACCAACCCUCGGACCUCAGCGGGAACGAUAGCUAGCAGCUUGGAAAAUCCGCCACGGUGGAUAAAGGUAGGAGUUUCUUCUUCGGUCUAUUUUCCAAAGAAGACAUGGCCAACAGUUUGCUGCACAUGCUCAGCAACGACAUCGGGCAGCUGGCUGGCCUGCACGCCAAACUCCACAACCUGGACAAAAUCUUCGGGGGCUUCUUCAUCCGUGGUCACCCCAGUCACCAUGCGUACAUCACUUGUAUCAACUUCUUCUCCAAGGGUGAAGUCCAGGCGCUAUUUCUGAGGCACGAAGGCUACCUGGGAGCCAUAGGCGCUUUCUUAAGAGGAGCAGAGCAAGACGUAAAUCCCAAUUUAUACAGCUGGGGGGAGAACCUAGCUAGCAGUUCAGGCCUCCUGAGUACGUCGCCGAUCGUUUGCCCCAUGCAGCGGGGAACGAAGCGGCACACGUGAUUCGACAUGUGGGAAAUGGAUCGUCUGGAGCGAAUGUUGGUCAAUCUGCUGCUGCAGGAUCCUUCCACAUAUGUUGCAGACACUGUGGACUUAACCGACGACGUUCUGGCCCGCCAGUAUUGGCUCUCGUGCUUUGAGGAGUCCUUGGACGGGGUAAGGACCCGCCCGCAGGCCAGCCAACCCGCUCGGUUGACGCUGGCCGAGCGAGCUGACAAAUUCCGACACAAGUACCGGGAGAAGCUUCAAACACUCCGACAGCAGCCGUUCGCAUACGGCACCCUAACAGUGAGAAGUUUACUGGAUACAAGGGAACACUGCUUGAAUGAAUUUAACUUCCCCGAUCCCUACUCCAAGAUAAAGCAGAAGGAAAACGGCAUCGCCCUCCGGUGUUACCAGGGCGUCAUUGAGUCCCUGGACUCCCUAGGGUGGGAGGAGAGGCAGUUCGCUCUGGUGAAGGGACUCCUGGCUGGGAAUGUCUUCGACUGGGGAGCCAAAGCCGUCACGGACGUCCUCGAAACGGAGCCCCAGUUUGGAUUCCAAGAAGCCAAGGAAAAAUUACAAGAGCGUCCUUGGCUCGAGGAUUCGUACAGCGAAUGGGUGGAACGGCUCAAGGGCCCAGCUCAUAAAUGUGCCGUAAUUUUUGCAGAUAACAGUGGAAUUGAUGUCAUCUUAGGUGUCUUCCCUUUUGUUAGGGAAUUGCUCUGUAGGGGCACGGAGGUUAUUUUGGCUUGCAAUUCAGGUCCUGCCCUGAAUGACGUCACGUAUAACGAAUCCUUGCUUGUGGCGGAAAGGAUUGCGACUAUGGAUGCAUCAUUCGGUAAGGAUCGAACUGCCCUGAAGGAAGAGAGGCUCCUCUUGGUUCAGACAGGAUCCAGUUCGCCCUGCUUGGAUCUCAGCCGCUUGGACAAGGGCCUGGCCAGCUUGGUCCGAGAGCGGAAGACCGACCUGGUGAUCAUCGAAGGAAUGGGCCGGGCCAUCCACACCAACUACCACGCCAAGCUGAAGUGCGAGAGCCUUAAGCUGGCAGUGCAAAACUCUUGGCUGGCCGACCGUUUGGGCGGGAAGAUCUUCAGCGUCAUUUUCAAGUACGAGGUCCCCCUCAAAUCCUCCUGAUGAACCCCCAGAGGGGGCACCCCGAAAGAGGCCGAGCUCCGACUUAGCCAAGGACUUGCACUAGUUACAAUUUUAAUGGUAAAGAAUGU
This is a messenger RNA of Thamnophis elegans (Western terrestrial garter snake), 2872 nucleotides long. RefSeq names its product 4'-phosphopantetheine phosphatase-like. Gene Ontology annotation, biological process: coenzyme A biosynthetic process. The record is from RefSeq and is a predicted model, not a curated record. NCBI's taxonomy places the organism in Eukaryota, Metazoa, Chordata, Lepidosauria, Squamata, Natricidae. Gene Ontology annotation, molecular function: ATP binding; pantothenate kinase activity. Gene Ontology annotation, cellular component: cytosol; nucleus.